GGCCCCAGGUCCACCACGCCACCCACGUCCAUACACAUAUAAGCCCUACCCUCCAACCCUACUGCUCCUGUGUUUCCUCUCGCCGCCGCCGUCGCCUCCUCUCCUCUUCCUCCGUCGCGUCGCCACCGCCUUCGCCAUGGGGAGACGACCUGCUAGGUGCUAUCGCCAGAUAAAAAACAAGCCAUACCCCAAGUCAAGGUACUGUCGUGGUGUACCUGACCCGAAGAUCAGGAUCUAUGAUGUUGGGAUGAAGAAGAAGGGAGUGGAUGAGUUCCCCUCCUGCGUCCACCUGGUCAGCUGGGAAAAGGAGAAUGUCUCCAGCGAGGCUCUUGAGGCUGCCCGUAUUGCUUGCAACAAGUACAUGACGAAGAAUGCUGGAAAGGAUGCGUUCCACCUGAGGGUCAGGGUCCAUCCAUACCAUGUCCUUCGCAUCAACAAGAUGCUUUCAUGUGCUGGGGCUGAUAGGCUCCAGACUGGAAUGAGGGGUGCUUUUGGGAAGCCUCUGGGUACCUGUGCUCGUGUGGACAUUGGCCAAGUUCUACUAUCUGUGCGCUGCAAGGAGAGCAAUGCUGUUCAUGCUGAUGAAGCCCUCCGCCGUGCCAAGUUCAAGUUCCCAGGCCGUCAAAAGAUCAUUCGCAGCAGGAAGUGGGGCUUUACCAAGUUCAACAAGGCCGAUUACAUCAAGUACAAGAGUGAGGGAAGAAUCGUGCCUGAUGGUGUCAAUGCUAAGUUGCUUGGUGUCCAUGGCCCCAUUGCUAAACGUGCCCCUGGGCAGGCGAUCCUGGCUUGAGGCAGUUGAAGCAUGCACAGACCAUUUCCUUCACUAGAUGGAACUCAUGAGUUCUGUUUUUGCUUUAGCUAGUAUAAUUCCCCAUGCUUGAACGAGUGUUAAGUAAAGCUGGCUGCUGGCUGCAGUAUAAUCUACUUCUGUAGUUCUUUACUGUAGACCGUUUCUCAUGGUGGAGGUUUACAUAUCUGCAGUUGUCCUGUUUUAGCACUUUCUUGAGAUUGUUAUCUACAAGUGCUGGAGAAUUUUCUGGAUCAUCCAUGAAUGAUGUAUAACUGUUGCCUAUGCUCAAUCACCUAGUGUGGCCUUUUCAUUGA
This is a messenger RNA of Aegilops tauschii subsp. strangulata, 1104 nucleotides long. RefSeq names its product large ribosomal subunit protein uL16z. Gene Ontology annotation, molecular function: ATP binding; structural constituent of ribosome; ATP hydrolysis activity. NCBI's taxonomy places the organism in Eukaryota, Viridiplantae, Streptophyta, Magnoliopsida, Poales, Poaceae. Gene Ontology annotation, cellular component: cytoplasm; chloroplast; ribosome. Gene Ontology annotation, biological process: translation. The record is from RefSeq and is a predicted model, not a curated record.